This is a messenger RNA of Hyaloperonospora brassicae, 525 nucleotides long. The record is from the annotation of a GenBank genome assembly. Lineage: Eukaryota; Oomycota; Peronosporomycetes; Peronosporales; Peronosporaceae.
AUGACAUCCACCCGCAAGUUCUGCUGCGACGACUUGUUCCGGUUCAAUAACGUCAACUUGGACGUGCUCACGGAGACGUACAAUUUGUCCUUUUACCUCCGGUAUCUGUCCAAGUGGCCGGACUAUUUCCUCGUACAGAAAGACCCCAACGGCACCAUCAUGGGCUACAUCAUGGGCAAAGCUGAAGGACAAGAUACCGAUUGGCACGGACACGUGACGGCAGUAACGGUCGCUCCGGAGUUCCGACGUCUUGGUCUGGCCAAGAAGCUCAUGGACUACUUGGAAAACGUGUCUAUAGAGCUCUACGACGGCUACUUCGUGGACUUGUUCGUGCGCGUUUCCAAUUCGCUGGCUAUUGGAAUGUACGAAAAGUUUGGUUACUCAGUCUACAGGCGUGUGCUGGGAUACUACUCAAGUGCAGAGGACGGAGAGGACGCUUUUGAUAUGAGAAAAGCGCUUCCUCGAGACGUCGAUAAAAAGUCGGUGAUCCCGUUGCCGUAUCCUAUCACACCAGACCAAUUGUAG